Messenger RNA from Periophthalmus magnuspinnatus, 3401 nucleotides. It is a transcript of the gene ajm1, whose product is annotated as apical junction component 1 homolog. Gene Ontology annotation, biological process: cell-cell junction organization. Bases 147 to 3401 code for a protein of 1084 amino acids. NCBI's taxonomy places the organism in Eukaryota, Metazoa, Chordata, Actinopteri, Gobiiformes, Gobiidae. Gene Ontology annotation, cellular component: plasma membrane; apical junction complex. The transcript is spliced from 2 exons. The record is from RefSeq and is a predicted model, not a curated record.
UCGAUGUCGUCAUUGGGAAGCACUGUCGCUGCCUGGAGUCGCCUCCGCCGUGGAGAAUGGACGAGCCCAGGCUGCAAGGGCGACCGGCCGCGGCACCAUCACCUUUAAAACAUCUCUAUGGACAAAACUAGAACAGUCCCUUUAAGAUGACACGCACAGACCCGCCUGACAUACUGGUAUCAACUGUGCAUCAAGACAUAAAAGUAAUUCCUAUUUCUUCACACUUCAAGUCCUUGCAGCCUUUCACACAAUGUGAUGCUAUAAACAUCAACACACUGGAGGACAGUAUAAGUACAGUCAAUAAGAGGCACUGCCGCACUUUUGACUCCAGGUCAUUAGAAUACCCCAAAUCCCACAAGUACACAAUGGAGUCCCCAUUCAGAAAGACAGAUAGGCAUGCAGCCAACCCAGAUGUGGCCUGGAAUGCCUUGGGCCGGCAGCAGAGGUACCGCUUCUCAGCACCGGACAUUUUCAGCCAUAGACUCACUCCUCAGCCAAUGGGAGCGGACAUUUCCACUGAAGUAGUUUCUGAGCAAAAAAAAAGGACUAGAUCAAAAAGUGCCCCUCGCGUCCAAACACACUUCACUCCAGUGUCUUUUGAAAGGACUCCAUCUUCAGGGAGAAAAGGGAGGGAGUCACAGAGGACCCCUCGGGAAGCCAGAUGGAGACCUGAAGUAUCGCCACGUAGAGAAUCGUCUCAUGCUGCUACUAGGGCUCACAUGCAUGAAAUGCACCCUCUUAAGCUACAGCCUCAAAUGGCUGACAGCACUCGAUACUCUCCACAUUAUGGUGCUGAUAAUUUGGAUGACAGAGGGCAUGACAAACCUGCCACUAGCCCUCAUGUCAGGUGUCGCAUGGACAUCAAACCUGACAAUGGUGCUGUUCAGCAUUCAAAACAUAAACAGGCCUCACCUAACAUGGACAUCCCGUGGCAGAGGCAUCACAGCAGUGGCACCAGGAGCCUGACUGUGCCUCGACAUUUCUCCUACUCCCGAACACCAACACCAACAGACUCUGACAGCAGACAUGCCUAUCAAUACUCGCGUAGCAUGCCAAACAGUUAUCUACAACCAGUGGAGGUUUCCAUGCAGAGAAUGCCUUCUUCAACUGAAUAUUAUGGCCGAGAACGAAGAGCUCAUUCCAGUCCUAAUGUGCCAACCAGAUUUUUUUAUGCAGAUGACCCUAACAGAUAUGUCACUACUGCUCCACCUCAGCCAAGCUCUUACUACCACGAUGAACGCUACACCCCAGGUCGUUCAUACUCACACUCUCCUAAAGUACAAUAUGUUCAAGAUCCAAGGACACGAAUGGUGCAUGCAGUAUCCACAAAGUCCUAUUACCCAGAGAUAGACUCAUACCCAUACUCAGGUUUUCCGAAAGCGUAUGGGGCCAAUGAGCCUGGUCCAUACAUCAUUCAAACACCUCCUGCAAGGAUAAUCUAUGGGGAUGAUCCAAGAUCUUACCAAAUACAAACAGCUCCACCAAGGUUCUACUAUCCCGCUGACAUGUAUGCUAUGGCUCCAGAGCACCACAUACCAUCAAGAGCCUAUUACACGGAAGGACGCCGACAUGCCAGAGUAAUGCAGGCACAAGCCGACGAAUGGUAUGGCUCAGACGCAUCCGGAUAUUCCACUAACCCUGCCUCCUAUGUGUCACAAGUUACUCCAACCAGAGUCCAACAAGAGCCAGCCUUAUCAUCAUGGUAUACUAAUCCAUGUGUGGAGCCCCCAAGAAUUGGCACAGAGGCCAAAUCCUACUCUAGGUCCUGGGACAACAUUCUUAACUCUCGCGUUGAGCGAGAACAGCCCGUACAUCGUGGACAGAGCUUUGAUGAUCUUCUUGAGUCCAGGAAACCCCCUACAGAAACAGAUGACAAGCCACAACCAGUGGUGGUAAAUCUCUCUAGUUCACCAAGACGAUAUGCUGCUCUGUCCAUGUCUGAUAAUUCGCUGGUUGACAAAAGCCCAACAGAGGCCUCAAAGAGCCCCACCAGUAAACUCUGGUUUGUAACACCAGAGAUAACAAUCACGGACAAUGACAUACGACCGGGAAACCUCAGCAAGGCAGAUGGGAGGUCUGCUAGUUGGGACAUUCUUGACUCCAGAAGCACAGAUGGCCCAGAGCAUUCUCAGCAUGGCUUUGAAGGACCAACCAAAGAAAAAACACAUGACAAUGCCUCACUACAGCAGAGCCUUGAGCAGCUUGAUGAGCUUCUAGCAGAUCUUGUGACAGACUACAAGCCCCCAAGCCGAAGAACCAGUGAGGACAUUCUUGAUCAGUUGAAGAAGUUAAUAGAUGAAGAGGAGGCAGUGUCUCUUUCUAGAAAAAGCCCAAAGGUCUGUGUGGAGGAGCCCCCUCCUCUGGACAAACAACCCACUUCCAUAAGGAUGACCCCAGACUUUCGGGACAUGGAUGGAGCAAGUGAUGCCAUGAAGAGUGCAGAUGAAUGCUCCCCAGAUCAAAGUCCCGAUGAGGAUGAUACCAUGAUGUGCUCCAACAACAAAUGUCGAAGAACUGAGACUUUAUUUAAUGCAUGCUUGUACUUUAAAUCCUGCCACAGCUGCUACACCUAUUACUGCUCCAGAAACUGUCGCCGAGAGGACUGGGAUUUGCAUAAGGAGAGUUGCUUGUAUGGCAGAAUUGGCAGCACAUGCCGCCACAUCAUCAAACACUGCCGAGAGACUGUUGAUGUUCACAAAGCCUUCUCUCGUAUCGCUAAAGUUGGCUAUCUUUCCCGAGGCAGAGGAGUGCUGUUCCUGGGCUUCCCAAACCCUGCCUCUUCUAGUAACUUUUUACAAUAUGGACUGGAUAGUUUACAUAUGUCCCCCACGUACCUUUCCCUUCGAGAACUCGAGAGUUUCAAAGACAACCUUGGGGAGUACUGCAAGGAGCUACAGGAAGCAGGGAGAGAGUAUGACCCCAACGAAUGUUUCAUUUUGAAUGUAUCUAUUGCUGUAGGAGACCAACUACCUGAUGGUCCAUCGCCAAGGAACCAGGCUCCAACUGUUAGAAAAUAUGCAAAGGUAGCCCUGGCCUCUUUCAGUCCUGAGAGGAAGGUUCAUAAGAAAGACAGUGAGAUGGAGACUCUCAUCCUCACGCCUCCCCCUGGAACAGCUGAUAUUGACAAAGAGGGAGAGGAGGGCAGGAAGGCUCGAGAAAUCUGCUUCAUAAAUAUACAGAGGGAGCUACGCAUACGCGGAGUGUUCCUUCGACAUGAGUACCCACAGGUAUACCAGCAACUCUGUGAAUUUGUGGAGAGUAACAGAAGGUUCACACCCACCACUAUAUAUCCCAUAGAUAAGAGGACAGGUAAGCAGUUCAUGUGCAUGAUCAUGGCUGCAUCAGAGCCCAGGACUUUAGACUGGGUGGGAACACCACAUCUCCUUGAUGAUAUCAUUUAA